Molecule: messenger RNA, 489 nt
Organism: Penaeus vannamei (Pacific white shrimp)
Lineage: Eukaryota; Metazoa; Arthropoda; Malacostraca; Decapoda; Penaeidae
Source: RefSeq, a predicted model, not a curated record
AUGAGAUUAGACGGGAGUCUCCGUGGACAAUGUGGUGAGAGCCGAGAGGAAGUUGAAGAGGAACUGGAGAUAGAGAUAUGCACUGGAGAGAAGGGGAAUAUGCGUUUUCUUUUGAGUAACGAAUUGGACAAAAUUAAAAUGAACAUCAAAAGGACAGCACACAUACGUCAGUCUGAAGGUAAAGCUAGAGAAGCAAUUAAGGUUUUUGGCCAUGUGCGUAGGAGGGAUGAGGAGUAUGUGAAUAGGAGGUGGAUGGAGAUGGACCCACUAGGCAGGAGGAAGAGGGAAAGACCAAAGAGAAAGUUCAUGGAUGCUUUGAAGGAAGAUUUGCGGGAGAAGAGUGUAACGGAUGAAGACAGAAGAAGACAUGUCUGCAUCAAGAGAUUAAAAACUACACAUAUAAAAGAUAAUCUUUCAAAUGUCUUACUUGAAUUUGAACUGGUCACCAAGAUCUUCUGCAUCCCGUGGUGUGAUCUCAAACACACCUGA